UUGCUGGCCACCAACCAACAAUCAUUACCAUCAACGACAUCCACGAACAGGAUCCAAACGGCCGCCGACAUGCGAUAUCUGCACGAUUUGAAUGUCCAAAUGUCCCAGAAGCGCCGCUCCGUUUCCGUCUCCAAGCAACUGGACAGGGAUUUGUGCAACCAGCACUUCGAUACCUUCGAAACAUUCUGGGGACGACCAGGACACGGAGCACGCGGCGAUAAGAUCAACAAAUUAAAACUGGACAAUCUUCUCUACGGUGCCAGCGAGUCCUCCUAAAUGCCUCCCAAAAGGAUAUGCACCAUGUGGAUUCGUGGACACACAUCGCUGCUUCCGGCACUACUCGGCUCGUAGUUUGUGUGCUGCACAUCAUCUGCUCAGAAAUCAAUCGAUGCCAAGGUCCUGCAUCCUGUAUCCUGCACAGUAAACCAAUCAGUUUAGCUGAAUAGAAAACUUUACCAUUUCUAUACUUCAAACCUAAAAAAUUUUGCCAACUUGCCGCGUCUAGUAAGUUGACCAAAGUUUUAAAUAAGUCAGCUGGGUUUCAAAGGAUAAUAAAAGUUGGAAAAUUAAAAAACGGUUCAAGGUAAGGAACUAAAUCUAGUUAGCUUUAUAAAUAUUUAAUACAUAAGAUAACUAAUAGAUGGAACUUAAAAAGAUGAUUCUUUAAAAGU
Drosophila bipectinata is the source of this 671-nucleotide messenger RNA. RefSeq lists its product as uncharacterized. NCBI's taxonomy places the organism in Eukaryota, Metazoa, Arthropoda, Insecta, Diptera, Drosophilidae. The record is from RefSeq and is a predicted model, not a curated record.